AUGAAUGACGACACCAUCACGUGGGAAAUCCUGGGCAAGGGAAAAUGCUCAUUCAAGAAGAAAACGCAAACGCAAAUGUUCUGCAUGAAUGAAUAUAACGUUACGGGCCUAUGUACCAAGGUGAAUUGCCCUCUAAGUAACAGUGUCUACGGAACAGUCAUUUUAGAUAAGGGAGAAAUUUAUUUAUACCUAAAGUACCCAGAGAAGGCCCACCUUCCGAGCUCCAUGUGGACCAGAAUCCAGCUAAGUCAAAACAAGAAGGAAGCGUUCAAUGCUAUUUAUAAAGAAAUGAAGUACACCCACAAUAUUAAGCAAAUAAAAAAAUGCAUGAAGAGAUAUGCACGGAUGAAAGAGAUUUUAAAACGGAGUAGAAAACUAAUUUUACAGAAGCAAGUAAAGUUGGUUCCCAUUAAAAAAAAAACAGAAAGAAGGGAUAGGACCCGGGAAAAUAAGGCUCUCAAAGCAGCCAAUAUUUUAAAUAAUGUCGAAAAGGAAUUGCUCAACCGGUUGAAUAGUGGGGUGUAUGGUAAUUUGUAUAAAUUUUUGACCCCCAAAAAGAAGGUUAAAAAUAAGGACUCAGAGUUGGCCAAGCUGUUUGAUGAGGUGGAGGACGCACAGGACAUGAAGAUGAAAAAGAAGAAGAAGAAGGUGGAGCAGGAGGAGGAGAAAGACGAAUACAGUGAUGAGGAAGGAGAGGAAGAGGAAGAAGAGGAAGAAGAGGCAGAAGAGGCAGAAGACGACGAAGACAAUGACGAUGAUGAGGACGACGGGGACGACCAUGAUGAUGACGACGAAGGUAGUGGUGAUGAUGAGGACGAGGAGGAAGACGAUGACGAGGAUGAGGAUGACCUGGAAGAUGAAGAGGAAGACGACGAUGAAGAUGAUUAUGAUGAUGAAGAAGAGGACGAGGAAGAGGAGGAUGAAGAAGAAGGUGAUGUCGAUGAAGAUGACGAACCCCGAGGGAGAAAGACGAAGAAGAAGCAGAAAUUCGCCAAGGAGUACGUGGACGGCGAGCACAUCAGGACUCUGCAGGAGGAAGGAAAGCUGUUUGAUGAAGACGAAGUGGAGGAGUUCGACGGAAACUUCACGAAGAAGAGGAACACCAAGGCAGGCGGCAAGAAGGACAAAAAGAAGAUUCGAAUAGCGUACGAAAAUGAUUAA
Molecule: messenger RNA, 1161 nt
Organism: Plasmodium knowlesi strain H
Lineage: Eukaryota; Apicomplexa; Aconoidasida; Haemosporida; Plasmodiidae
Product: protein MAK16, putative
Exons: 2
Coding region: 1-1161 (386 amino acids)
Biological process (GO): maturation of 5.8S rRNA; maturation of LSU-rRNA
Cellular component (GO): nucleolus; preribosome, large subunit precursor
Source: RefSeq, a predicted model, not a curated record